AUGGGCAGUCCAGCAAAAUACCAGGUCACGAGGCUGUGCAUCCCUGUGUACUGCAAGUACCAGUUCUUUAAGACUCCAGUUCACAGAACAGAGGGGCGACCCCAUGGAAUCCACAUCCACUUCCAGGACAUCAAUGUCAUCUUUCUUGGGGCAAUGCAGCCCAGUGACCUGAGGGAAUAUCUGGAGGGGCCCCCCAUGGUGGUGCAAGUUCAUGACAGGGACCGCAAGUUAGAGGAGUAUUUCCGGAAGCCCACCUUGUUUGGGGAUGACCCCUUGGAUGCAUACCUCAACCUCCAGUCCCUCAUCUCUCCGGAAGAGACAGAGAGCAACCCCUUUGAAUCCCACAACAAAAUAUGGGACCCUUAUGGGGUUGCCCAGGUCAGUUUUGCCGACCUUCUCCUUGGCCACAAGUACUUGAACUUGGUCGUCCCCAUCCACAGCUGUGAGCCCAAGCCCACACACCAUGGCCAGAAUGGCAGAAGCAGGAAGGUUGUGGGGUUUCGGGUCCCCACAGAUGGCUUCCAGCACAACCCAAUGCCAAUGGGUAAUUACCUCGAGGCCAACUCUGUGCUCAAGCUGCGGGUGGACAUUGCUGUGCCACUGCGGGCCAGGGCUGAAGCCCCUGACCCAGAAUUUACAGGCACCCAGUUUGGCCGCGUCGUUUUCGUGUUUGACUCCAAGAAGAUCUCCCUCCUCCAUGACCUGCUGCAGGACAUCACCAUGAUCAAUGCCAAGGCCCUUGAUCUGGAGGCGUACCCUAUCAGGGACAUUCAGCAGAUCCUGUCGGCCUUUAAGAUGCGGGUGAAGAUCCAGGAAAGGCAGGACCUGGAUGUGCUCACUGGCUUCCACCUGCUGGAUGGGAAGAUCCACCUUCUCAUUCUGGAGGGUUUAGCUGACCAAGGCUUGAAGCGGUUAUGGGACAGCCAUCAAAGCCGAGUCACCAAAGCAGAACAGGGCAGUUCCAAGGUGCUCUACAACUCGGCGCUGCGGUUCCACCACCGCCUCUACGCCGACCUGGAGACCAUCCUAUACCAAGUGCACCUCUUCAAGCCGCUGUCACAGCUCAUGAAGUGCUCGGCACUCUGCAUCCGCAACAGCGUUCUACAGAAGGCCUUCCAGGCCCUGACCAGGAUCUACAGCAUCUGCCAUCACUGCACCAAGCUCAGGGAGGUGAUCACCAGAGACCUGCUGCCGUCCUCCACCAUGGUCAAGGACUUGAGCCAAGAGCUGGGGCUGCCCAUCUCACAAGACGAUCUCACAGAUGGAAAAGUGACGGUCUUGCCAUCUCCACCGGCCCCCUGUCUUGAACGCUUCCUAAGUCGGAAAUCCACCCUCGCUUACGAGAUCCAAGCCCACAGGGACAAGUACCUGCAGGGGCGGAACACCAUGGUGCUAACUGACAAAGGCCGGGAGCCCAGCCUGAUCCAGGUUUGUACCUCUUAA
Molecule: messenger RNA, 1443 nt
Organism: Leptonychotes weddellii (Weddell seal)
Lineage: Eukaryota; Metazoa; Chordata; Mammalia; Carnivora; Phocidae
Source: RefSeq, a predicted model, not a curated record